Molecule: messenger RNA, 424 nt
Organism: Apodemus sylvaticus (European woodmouse)
Lineage: Eukaryota; Metazoa; Chordata; Mammalia; Rodentia; Muridae
Product: IQ motif and SEC7 domain-containing protein 3-like
Exons: 4
Coding region: 17-424 (135 amino acids)
Source: RefSeq, a predicted model, not a curated record
AUCCGCCGUGGAGACCAUGGCGAGCGCCGCCGAGCCCCCCGGCACGGCGGCCGAGUACCUGCAGGAGCUGACCCGGAUCGUCGCGGCGCAGCAGGAGCUGCUGGCGCAACGGCGGCGGCGCAUCGAGGAGCUGGAGCGCCAAGUGGCGCGGCUGAGCCGUGAGAACGCCGGCCUGCUGGAGCGGCACCGGCGACACCUGGCCGCGUGCGCUCGGCGCCCGGACCCGGGCCCUUCACCACUGGGCGCCAUCCCGGAGCUCAGCAGCCGCCGCGACAAGUCUGAAGAAGAAAGUUCUCGCAGCAUCAGGAGCUCCCUGGAAACCGGAAGCAGCCUCUCCACUGACCGAUACAGUGGAGUUGCUAAGAGCAGUGUCUCUACCUACAUGAACCCCUUUACCAUCCCAACAGACAUGGGGGCCUACUAA